AAGGAAUUGUUUGCGAGUUCAGUCAUCCAAAAAAGCUUCUUCCAUAUGGAGGGAUCGGGUGCGCUGGGCGCGGCGUCCCCUGCCUGGUCCUCCUGCUGCUGCCGCCUCCGCGGCGGCCCCCGCUUCCUGCAGCAGGGACCCUGAGCCUCGGCUCGCCGGUGUCAGCCGCAGUGCACGCACCGCACAGACAGACAGACAGACGGACACACACACACACACACACACACACACACACACACGCACGGCGCACACACCCUCAGCCACACGCGCCUCCCUCCCUGGCCUGCAGCUUCUCGGUCCGGGGCUCCUUUGUUGCUCCGGCUGCGGCCGUUUUCCCGUGUUGUGUGUCCCCGGGUGUCACCGUGCGUGUUGUGUAUCUGUGCAGCGCGGUGCUGUGUGGCGGUCUCCGCGCCCACCACGCUGACACCGGGGCCUCGGCUGGCUCACCCUUCCCAGGCGCCGGCUGCACCAGAGUCCUCUAACAGGCUUCCUGGAAUCCAUGACCCAUGAAGUUUUGUCAACAUUCACUCCAUCUGAGGGUAGCAGCAAAGAAGUAGAAGUAGUGUUGCAGGGGACUGCAGCAGCUCUGUGAGUGACCGUGGUGGCCUAUGGGACGUUGGCUUGGGAUUCUCUAACAUACCAUGCUGCAUGGGACGAUGACAACGCAGAGAGGAAAAAGGCCUGAGGUCACCCUCGCCUGGCUCAUCUUGGCCACAGUGGGCUGCCUUGCUGACUUGAAUGAGGUCCCUCGGGUCACCGUUCAGCCUGUGUCCACUGUCCAGAAACUGGGAGGAACUGUGAUCCUGGGCUGUGUGGUGGAACCCCCGUGGGUGAACGUAACCUGGCGCCUGAACGGGAAGGAGCUGAAUGGCUCGGAUGAUGCUCUGGGUGUCCUCCUCACCCAUGGGACCCUGGUCAUCACUGCCCUCAACAACCACACCGUGGGACGCUACCAGUGUGUGGCCCGGAUGCCUGCAGGGGCUGUGGCCAGUGUGCCAGCUACGGUGAUCCUAGCCAAUCUCCAGGACUUCAAGUUAGAUGUGCAGCAUGUGAUUGAAGUGGAUGAGGGGAACACAGCAGUCAUUGCCUGUCACCUGCCUGAGAGCCACCCAAAAGCCCAGGUCCGGUACAGCGUCAAGCAAGAGUGGCUGGAGGCCUCCAGAGACAACUACCUGAUCAUGCCGUCAGGGAACCUCCAGAUUGUCAAUGCCAGCCGGGAGGACGAGGGCAUGUACAAGUGUGCCGCCUACAACCCCGUGACUCAGGAAGUGAAAACUUCUGGCUCCAGCGACAGGCUGCGCGUGCGCCGCUCCACUGCUGAGGCUGCCCGCAUCAUCUACCCACUGGAGGCCCAGACAGUCAUUGUCACUAAAGGCCAGAGUCUCAUUCUAGAGUGUGUGGCUAGCGGGAUCCCACCCCCUCGAGUCACCUGGGCCAAGGACGGGUCCAGCGUCGCUGGUUACAACAAGACACGCUUCCUGCUGGGCAACCUGCUCAUCGACACCACCAGUGAGGAGGAUUCGGGCACCUACCGCUGCAUGGCCAGCAACGGGGUUGGGGAGCCGGGCACAGCCGUCAUCCUCUACAACGUCCAGGUGUUUGAACCACCUGAAGUCACUGUGGAGCUGUCCCAGCUGGUCAUCCCGUGGGGCCAGAGUGCUAAGCUCACCUGUGAGGUGCGGGGGAACCCCCCGCCCUCUGUGCUGUGGCUAAGGAACGCCGUUCCCCUCACUUCCAGCCAGCGCCUCCGGCUGUCCCGCAAGGCCCUGCGUGUGGUCAGUGUGGGGCCUGAGGACGAAGGUGUCUACCAGUGCAUGGCUGAGAAUGAAGUUGGGAGUGCCCACGCCGUGGUCCAGCUGAGGACGUCUAGGCCAGGCACGACCCUGAGACCCUGGAAGGAUGCUAAACCGGCCACUGCCACACCUCCUGCGCCACCCUCCAGACCCAGCAGUGCUGAACAGACACUGAGGGGGCUGCCAGGGCUCCUCAGGCCCCCAACAUCCGUGCAGCCCACUUCUGUGCAGUGCCCAGGAGAGAAGGGGCCAGUGGUUCCUGCUGAGGCUCCCAUCAUCCUGAGCUCGCCUCGCACCUCCAAGACUGACUCGUACGAGCUGGUGUGGCGGCCUCGGCACGAGGGCAGCAGCAGGGCGCCCAUCCUCUACUAUGUGGUGAAACACCGCAAGCAGGUCACCAACUCCUCUGAUGACUGGACCAUUUCUGGCAUUCCAGCCAGCCAGCACCGCCUGACCCUCACCAGGCUCGACCCAGGGAGCUUGUACGAAGUAGAGAUGGCAGCUUACAACUGUGUUGGCGAGGGCCAGACGGCAAUGGUCACCUUCCGAACUGCCCUUACCAGAGUCUCAGACAAAAAAGGACUCUGUGGGAAGAUCGAACGCAUGCUCCUCCCCUUGCUGAUCUCAACCCAUUUCCACCCAGGACGGCGCCCCAAACCUGAGAUCAUGGCCAGCAAAGAGCAACAGAUCCAGAGAGAUGACCCUGGAGCCGGCCCCCAGAGCAGCAGUCAACCAGAUCAUGGCCGCCUUUCCCCCCCAGAAGCUCCAGACAGGCCCACCAUCUCCAUGGCCUCCGAGACCUCAGUGUAUGUGACCUGGAUUCCCCGUGGGAAUGGUGGCUUCCCAAUCCAGUCCUUCCGCGUGGAGUACAAGAAGCUAAAGAAAGUGGGAGACUGGAUCCUGGCCACUAACGCCAUCCCUCCCUCACGGCUCUCAGUGGAAAUCACAGGCCUAGAGAAAGGCACCUCUUACAAGUUCCGUGUCCGGGCUCUGAACAUGCUGGGGGAGAGCGAGCCCAGCGCCCCCUCCCGGCCCUAUGUGGUGUCAGGCUACAGUGGCCGCGUGUAUGAGAGGCCAGUGGCAGGCCCUUAUAUCACCUUCACGGAUGCGGUCAAUGAGACCACCAUCAUGCUCAAGUGGAUGUAUAUCCCAGCAAGUAACAACAACACCCCAAUCCAUGGCUUUUAUAUCUACUAUCGACCCACAGACAGUGACAAUGACAGUGACUACAAGAAGGAUAUGGUGGAAGGGGAUAGGUACUGGCACUCCAUCAGCCACCUGCAGCCAGAGACCUCCUACGACAUUAAGAUGCAGUGCUUCAAUGAAGGCGGGGAGAGCGAGUUCAGCAAUGUGAUGAUCUGUGAGACCAAAGCUCGGAAGUUCUCUGGUCAGCCCGGUAGACUCCCACCUCCAACUCUGGCUGCACCACAGCCACCACCCCCGGAAACCAUAGAGCGGCCAGUGGGCACUGGGGCCAUGGUGGCGCGUGCCAGCGAUCUGCCCUAUCUGAUUGUCGGGGUCGUCCUGGGCUCCAUCGUCCUCAUCAUCGUCACCUUCAUCCCCUUCUGCCUGUGGAGGGCCUGGUCUAAGCAAAAACACACAACAGACCUGGGCUUUCCUCGAAGUGCCCUUCUGUCCUCCUCCUGCCAGUACACCAUGGUGCCAUUGGGAGGACUCCCCCGCCACCGAGUCAGUGGACAACCGUACCUCGGUGGCAUCAGUGGACGGGCCUGCACCAAUGGGACACAUGUGAAUCGGGGCUGCCCUGCAGCUGCAAUGGGCUACCCAGGCAUGAAACCUCAGCAACACUGCCCCGGGGAGCUUCAGCAGCAGGAUGACACCAACAGCCUGCUGAGGCAGACCCUUCUUGGCAAUGGAUAUGACCCUCAGAGCCACCAGAUUACCAGGGGUCCCAAGUCUAGCCCAGAUGAGGGCUCUUUCUUAUACACACUGCCUGAUGACUCGACUCACCAGCUGCUCCAGUCCCAAGAUUGCUGCCACCUCCAAAAGCAGCCUGCCACUGCGGGCCAGUCAGGAAUGAGGAGAGCACCAGAGAGUCCUGGCCUGGAAGCUGCAUGGGACCCUCCAUUUCGCUCAGGGACUCCAUGCUGCUUGGGCCUUGUACCAGUUGAGGAAGUGGACAGUCCUGACCCCUGCCAAGUGGGUGGAGGAGAAUGGUGCCCCCAGCACCCUUCAGGGGCUUAUGCAGGACGGGAACCUGGGAUGCAGCUCUCUCCCAGCCCACCGGUGCAUGUGUCUUUUGAAACGCCACCUCCCACAGUUUAGGCAAAGCCAAGAUCCCAGUCAGACUAUAUAUUGUUUGUUUUUUAAAAGAGACAGAGAAAAUUGGUAUUUAUUUUUCUAUUAUAGCCAUAUUUAUAUAUUUAUGCACUUGUAAAUAAAUGUAUAUGUGUUUUUAUAAUUCUGGAGAGACAGAAACCUCCCCAUUGAGGUACAAGAGAGAAAACAAGCCACAAUAUACCAGGUGUCAGCCAGGAGAAAGGCAGGCAGACUGGCCAGGGUACAGACUCCUACAGGACUUGCAGCUGCCUGGGCUACAGCGAGGCAGGGUCCUAGGCACAUUGUUCAUGAACGUCAUGAGGGAAAAGCAAGGGCCACAGUAUGGCAAAAUAGAGACACCCCUGAAGGUGGCUGGAUCUGGUGGCACAGGAAACACUUCCUAAGAUGCCCUGCGAACAGACUGAGACGUGUACAGCACUGUAAGCAUUAACAAACGUUCCAGAGUCAAUAAUCUGUGGCAACAUAUCUCUGUAAAAACAAACACUGUAACUUCUAAAUAAAUGUUUAGUCUUCCCUGUAA
This is a messenger RNA of Sciurus carolinensis (gray squirrel), 4614 nucleotides long. It is a transcript of the gene Boc, whose product is annotated as BOC cell adhesion associated, oncogene regulated. The transcript is spliced from 20 exons. Gene Ontology annotation, biological process: cell-cell adhesion; axon guidance; nervous system development. Gene Ontology annotation, molecular function: protein binding. The record is from RefSeq and is a predicted model, not a curated record. The coding region runs from base 642 to 4079 and encodes 1145 amino acids. Lineage: Eukaryota; Metazoa; Chordata; Mammalia; Rodentia; Sciuridae. Gene Ontology annotation, cellular component: axon; plasma membrane.